AUGCCACCACUCACCUCAAGCAACAAUGUUUCAGAUCAUUUUUUCAUAUCAGAUGUGCAACAACUUCAAGGUGUAGACUCUCCAAGAAAGUUGUUUGACUGUCUAAAAAAGGGGAAGUUUAUUGGUCAAUACAAUAUAUUAUAUAUCCAGCAAAUCGUUCGUGUUCUGGAAAGAGAAGAUCUUGUCGGAAUAUUGAAUAAAUAUGUGGAAGUGUUGGGGGAGGAUAAAGUUCUUCAUUUUAUUGAAAAAUCGAAAGAAACUGUAAACGGCUAUAGUCAGAUCGAGUUUCAUAUCAAAGGUCACGGGAUUUCAGAUCCAACAGAAAUUGAAACAUUUCGGAUAGAAGUAUCUAGGUUACUGCUUUGUCCUCUCCAUGAAGUCAUUAUUAAUGGCAUACAAGCAACGAACAGCACCGUCUUAACAAUCAUGAUUCCAACAAUGUAUGCAACUUUCCUCGUAAAACAAUUGGAAAAAUACAGUCAUCGCAUCAUUAGCUCAGUCAUGGCAAUAAACGUGGACACAAUCACCGUCAAUAAUGAUAAGUUUGAAAUGCUGAUCGAAGGAAAAAUCUAUAAAGCCAAGAAAGAAAGACGUGAACAUGGACCAAUUCAACUUGCUGAACAGGACUGUGCACCUAGGCGAAAUGGUAACAAGCAACAAACAACAAAUGCGCAGGCACUACUUAAAAAUGAAAGAAAGAGGUCUAUUAUUGAAACAAGAAGUCAUGCAAAACAUGAUAGACAAGUAAAACAAUUGUCUCCACCCAGAAAUGUUUUGAACGUCGUCUAACAGCUACUAGAUGUUUGACAAAAAUUCUUUUUCUAUUGAAAAUGUAACAUAUUUUGAAAGUAAAACUUUUACACACCUCUGAUAGACAGUUUCAUAACAUUGCAACAGGACAUUUUUAUGUUUUGAUCAAGCAUACAAUGUAAUGAUUUAGCUUAUCCCAGCCAAUAUACCUUAUAUGUUGCAAUAUGUACAAUAGAACGUGGUGCAAAUAAAUGCCAUAUGAUAAAAUUGUAACGGACACCACAAAAUCCGAAUUUUGAACAUGUAAAAUCGAAAAAAUUGAAAUUAUUAUUAUAAUUAUUUUGAGUAACCGAGAUGUUACUUGGGAGGUUUUAAUUAAGACUGUGUAAUUCAGUGUGUGUAUCUUCCGAUUUUUCCAAGAAGAAAAUCUCACAAGUAUCACGCCAAGGGGAGCAACAAUUUAUAUUUAGAUCAAGAAAGAAUCGUUUAUCUCACUUGGCAGAGGCGAAAAUAAAUGCUUUGUUAGUAUAAAAAUAUUUGAAAAUAUUGAAUGUUUAAAGUUUAUUUACACAACUAUCGAACACUCGUAAUAAGAUACAAUUUCGAAGCUUGUUAUAAAAUACGUUGAUUAGAAUACAACUAUCUCAUUAAAAUCAUAUCCUAAAAGCCGCUCCACUACCCUACGCUCGUAGCAAGAGUAACGGAGCCAAAACGAUUAUCCGAUUUUUAAUGAGAUUGAGAAUCAGCAACAUAUAGAGAAGCAACAACAAUAAUCAAUUUGAAUUGUGCUAAAUUCAACAUAAAUUGAUAUAAAUAAUAAGCAAAGUGAAACAAUGAAACGAAAUCUUAUUAUUAUAUAAUAACAUAUUUAUGAUUAAACAAAGUCUGAGGUCGAGUUAUCUUUUUCUAAUGUCAGAAAAACUACAUAAUGCUGAGAACAUAAAUCUUUAAUCGUUAUAUAUUGUACCGCUAGGACACAUGUUGAUCUUCUGCAAGAAAACUACGCCAUGAUAAAACCAACCAGGCUUUCAUAUAUUUUAAUUGUCACCACGCCUUUUUUGCGGACUCACGAAGUCAAAAAAUCAGAACAGCACUUAUUAUGAAAUGUAAACGAUAUUCAAUCAUUCAUCUGCUUUGACAACUGCCUGAUAACUAUUUUUUAUCAUCUUAGUAACUAAUUUUUGACGAAGAAUGCUUCUUUUAUGUGUGAGAACCAAGUAAUGAAUUUAUAAUAUCUUUUGAAUUUUUAAACAAGGUAAUUCAUGAAAAAUGCACAUAAAACAUUUUAGAAUUUAUAUUUUGCAAAUAAAUUUAUCAGAAAUAAAAUAACUUUUAUGUCAUCGAAAGAAAACACUCCUCGCCUGAUGUAACAUGAUGCAAUGCCAUAUAGCAUGAAUUAACUAUUGCUCAAGUCACAUUUAACUACAAUAUAUAUAAAAGGUGCAGUUAAAAUAAAAAAUGUCUAAAUGUGAAAAUUCUGUGUGCGAAUAUGAAAAAACGGUUUGAUAAAUAGACAGACCACUGGAUUUAUUGAUGUAAAUUUAGAAUCAGUGAAAAAGUUUAACACUAAAGAAAAGGGAGAAAAAACAGUUCGAGCUUCGAAUGGAAAUAAGAAACGUCUAAAAAAAUGAGAACAGAAAAGAUCUAUUUAAUAUAAAUUUGAAUAUGUUUUUGAAAUCUUCAUCAAUUAACUUUGUAAAUCUUUUUUGUAUCCUACAAAUAUAUUGCAAAUUACCAACUUCAUGCAUCAAAGGAUCUUUUUUUGCGUCCUUUAAUGGUCUUAUUUUCUAUAAUUGUUCGCGCAUUGUAAAUCAUGUGAAAAAAAGGUUAUUUUUCGUCAUGAAAAAAAUAAAAUAUUAAAAGGAACUCUAAAAGAUAGUGAAAAGAAAGAUGAUGACAGAAAUUUCAAUUAUUAAAUCUGCUCAGAUUUGAAAUUCUUUAAAAUGAAAUCUAACAGUACUUACAAUUUAUUGUCAUAAUCAUUGUUAACAUAUUAAAUAUAAAAAUAACGUAGACGCAACCCCUAUGAACAGAUAAAAGAAAUAACAUGUUACAGACCGAUACGGGACACCAAGAAACAAUCAAUUAAACAGUACAAAAACACGGUAC
Ruditapes philippinarum (Manila clam) is the source of this 2859-nucleotide messenger RNA. RefSeq lists its product as uncharacterized. The coding region runs from base 1 to 789 and encodes 262 amino acids. The transcript is spliced from 5 exons. The record is from RefSeq and is a predicted model, not a curated record. Lineage: Eukaryota; Metazoa; Mollusca; Bivalvia; Venerida; Veneridae.